UGUCGCUGGCUGUCUGUGAGGGAGACCCGAGUGCGCAUGCGCUGUGACCCCUCCUACGGAGCAUUGUGGGCGCCAUACAUUGGUGUGAUCGGAAAGCGGCUGUACGGCGGAGGUCAGCGGAUUACACGCCUUCCCUAAAGUGACGGCAGUAUAUUCAUAGAGGUGACUGUUUUUGAAAAACGAAAAUAACCAAAGGUAACCAAGAAUGAGUGUUACUCUUCGGUUAGAAGGUCUUUCUCGCAGAGCAAAUUCCAAUGAUAUUCGAAAAUUCUUUGUUGGACUGGACGUUCCCCAGGGAGGUGUUAGUAUCACUGGUGGGCCAGAUGGUGAAGCUUUUGUUGAUGUUGCAACAUGGGACAAUGCUUAUCAAGCUCUUCAGAUGUCAGGCCAACAAAUAAAGAAUUCCAUAAUAAAAAUUUCAGUUGUCUCCACAGAAGAAAAGCAGCAAGCUUUGGAAAACUGCCAGAAGGUCAAAGAUUCUGCACAUGGUAGAAAUGGUACAGAUGAGAAAAAUAAAGAAGGCAGAGAAGCUCAUUCUAGCUCCGGAUCAUUAUAUUUGCGGAUAGACAUUGAUGAGGUUGAUCCAACUCCGAAAGAUAUCAAACAUUUCUUUGAUGGCGUUUCCAUUAAGGACAUGGUGUUCUCUAAAGAUGAAGAGUCACCUAGUAAGGUAAUUGUAAUAAUCCUGUUUGGCAACCAAAAUGGUGCAUUGGAAGGCUAUAAUAGAUACAAGGAUAAGGAUGGCAAGAUCUCGAGCAUAGCGUGGUCGGAUCAAAAAGAGUGGAUCAAAUAUGGUGGAAAACUUUAUGAAGAUGACUGCCUUUCAAGCACAUCAGGAAAUAGAAAACGAACACGCUCUAGGUCUCCUCGAAAGGGGUCUAGAUCUCCAAAAAGGCAUUCUAGGUCUGCACGAAGGUCGCCUCGAAGGUCUCCGCGAAGGUAUACUAGGUCUCCACUAAGUUCCUCUAGAACACCCCUAAGCUGUUCUAGGUCACCUGCAAGUCAAAAUGAAGAAAAGAAUUCAACAAACUCCGCUGAGUACCAUGUGCAAUUGAGAAACUUGAGCUACAGUGUUAAAAGAGAGGACCUAAAAAAGCUUUUUAAAAACCAUGUACGUGAUGAUCAUAUUGUCUUUGUGUAUGAUGAAAGAGGUCACAGAACAAGAAAAGGUUUUGCAACAUUCACAAGUAAGGAGCACUUUAGGAAGGCUCUUGCGUUAAACAAAGUAAUGUUUAAAGGACAUAAGUUGUACAUAUCCCAAAUCUCUAGAUCAGAAAUGCAAAAAUUACUUCCUAGCAGUCAAGCAUACAUUUAUCUUACAAACUUUUCUCCUGAUGUCACUAAAAGUGAUGUUAAAGAAUUCUUUGUGGGCUUUUCUUUGAAUGAAGAUGAUAUUUUUCUGCUAUUUGACAAAAAAAAUACUUGUCCUGGGGAUGUGUUGGUAAAAUUCUCUUCAUCAGAAGAAACCUCCAAGGCUAAAAAACUAGACCGUGUAAGAUUCAAGGACAAGCGACUAUCACUUAAGGUGGUCUAUGAUGAUAAGUUAAAGUCUUUCCUGCACUCCAGUGGUUUGCACAUGAUGUUGACAGAUCCAAACGAAUGCGUGACUCAAGAAGAUGAGCCCUCUGAAGAUGAAGUUACCCAAGAAAAUAAUACUUGUGACGAUGAACCAAUUCCACAAGACAUGGAUAUGCCAGAAGAGGACUGUGCUGUCCAGCAGGAUUGCCCACCAGAAUGUGUUUCUCAAUCAGAUGAAUAAUGUUUUUCAGUGCAUUAAAGGGACUAAAGAUAAAGUGCUCCCUGAUAAGUGAGCAAACAAUACUUGCCAACCCUGCUGUCCUGCUGCAUUGAUGAGAGAUGCCUGCUCAAAUAUCUUCAGCAUCUUGGUGUGGAUGCUUGGCCCCCUGCUGUGCAUUGUGCUUUCUUUCACCCACUGCUAGAUCCUGUAGCGAUAUUUAGGACUGUGGAGGAAAGCGCAGAGUGCAGCAGGGAAGGCCAACAAUCCCACAUUUGUUAAAUGCAGAAGGCUUUCAAGCAAGCAUAUUUUAUUGCAGCUGUGGGAGAAAGGUACGUAUUGUUAGUUUACUUUGCAGUGAGCUAUCCUCCUCCUUUCUUCCUUUUUUUUUUUUUUUUUAUCUUUUGAAAAUAGCGACAGAGUCGCUUUAACCAGACUGAAUAGUUAAAACAUAACAGAAAAUGUUUUGGAUCGCAAUGGAAAGUACUGCAAUGGUUCCACAAAAUAGCAUAUUGUAUAUGUUACUGAGUUGUUACUUUUGUGAAAUUUAUACAUGUUUUCUUUAACAUGUUUUGAAAAUGUUUGAGAGUAACAAUAUUGGAAAGAACGAGCAUUUUCAUGCAAUGUUCUUUUAACAUGACAGAAAAUUCUCACUUUUCCCCCAGCUGUGCCAUUAUUGUAUGAUUCAGGGCUCUCUAAUCUUUUUCCUGAAAUUGUUUCUUACUGUGUUUUUUUUGCUUUGUAUUGUCCUCUGUAAGCUCCUAAACCCCCCCCCCCCCAUAUUUCCCUUUGGAAAGAGCAGUGCACGUUAGUUGUGGUCUUCUGUACUGCUGUAUGCGCAAUACAAAUGGCAUAUUCCCUAGUCUAACUCAGGAGUAAGCAAGGGAGAGUGGCUACGUUUCUACAUACCAUGGAGAAUGAACAUGGCUACCCUUAAACAGGAAGUCAAAGCAGAGCAGCAAAAUAAAUUGGAUGAGGCAGAAAGCAGUAGAAUGUACUUUUUUGAGUUAAGAAUACAUAGAAUUUUAUAUAGAACUUCAUUUUUUUUUUUUUUUUUUUAAACCAGAGUUUAGUGUCACUUUAACUCUUUUUUUAAACUUUGCUAUCUCCUAAGAUUUUAUUUGCUGUGGCAUUCCACCCUGGCACUGGCAGCUCUGCAGCACAUUUUACGUUUUAUACUGCAGCUGUUUCAACUGUUUUUGCUACACAAGUCAAGAGUCUCAAUACUUUUCUUGUAUUUGCAAAGCCAUUGCAGCUACUGCUGCACUCAAUCCUUGUAAGCACAUAGUUUUAUGGCCAUAGCUAUGUUUCUUAACUUAAGUUUUCAUUAUUUAGAUUUCAUGUGCUGUGUUGUUCCACCCUUGUUUUGUCAGCUCUGCCGUACGUUUUACUUUUCAUCUUACAGCCAUUCCAAGUCCCUUGGCCACACAAAGUUAGUGGUCCUAAUACUAACUUUGAUGGACCUGUGUAAAUCCACAUGGAAAUGGGCUCUGCGUAGAAGUACAAAGCAGGAAAUGUGUUCCGGCCUUCCAUUGUAAUGAAAUGUUGAUUUUUCGUAAUAAAACAUAAUUCUCUCACAGGUGAAA
Molecule: messenger RNA, 3321 nt
Organism: Rana temporaria (common frog)
Lineage: Eukaryota; Metazoa; Chordata; Amphibia; Anura; Ranidae
Product: RNA-binding protein 12B-like
Exons: 3
Coding region: 206-1759 (517 amino acids)
Biological process (GO): regulation of RNA splicing
Cellular component (GO): nucleoplasm; ribonucleoprotein complex
Molecular function (GO): RNA binding
Source: RefSeq, a predicted model, not a curated record